This is a messenger RNA of Fusarium mangiferae, 1683 nucleotides long. RefSeq names its product putative SPT10-transcription regulatory protein. The transcript has a single exon. Lineage: Eukaryota; Fungi; Ascomycota; Sordariomycetes; Hypocreales; Nectriaceae. Gene Ontology annotation, molecular function: acyltransferase activity, transferring groups other than amino-acyl groups. Bases 1 to 1683 code for a protein of 560 amino acids. The record is from RefSeq and is a predicted model, not a curated record.
AUGCCGGCCAUGCUGGAUGAUCCGGCGAGCCCCACUAUCUACCGAGUCUCCGGUCAGCCUCCGUAUCCGGAUCCGAACAACCCCGGCCUUCCGGCCGAGAUGACCCCCAGGCAGGUCACGCUCCGUGAUCGCCAGACUGUGGCCACUAUUGUUCCGUUUUCCUCAAAACACCAGGUUCCCGAGUCGCUGAUCGCCUACUUAUGUGACCAGAUCAACAAGGAAAUUGAAGGCGGCGAUACAUAUCCCAUGAUGGAUGCCUUCGCCGCCGACAAGUUCGGUUCCUACUGGUUCCAGAACUUUGGCGCUAUUAUGCUUCUUGGAGAUGUUGAACGUGCUGAGGAUGUUGUAGAAGGCAAAGAUUGGUCCCGAGAAUGUCUCGGCAGCUUCUAUAUCAAGCCUAACUAUCCCGGCCGCAGCAGCCAUGUGUGCAACGCCGGUUUCCUUGUCACAGAUGCCUCGCGUAACCGUGGUGUCGGCCGUCUCAUGGGUGAGGCGUACCUUGACUGGGCACCUAAGUUGGGUUAUACGUAUAGCGUCUUCAACCUAGUGUACGAGACCAACGUUGCAUCAUGCCGUAUCUGGGAUGCGCUCGGCUUCAAGCGCAUCGGUCGAGUCAAGGGUUGUGGAAACCUUCGCAGCUAUCCCAACCAGCUGAUUGAUGCCAUCAUCUAUGGGCGGGAUUUGUCACCGCGCGAAAGCGAGGAACUCGUGAGUGAAGAGCGUUUCGACAAGAUCAAGUUCUACCUCAAGUACGGCGAAUACCCGAACGGCGCUGACCGCGCUGAGAAAAGCAGGCUCCGCAGCGCAGCGACACACUAUAAGCUUCUCGACGGAGACAAGCUCAUGCUCAAGGAUAAAGAGGUUAUAUCCGAUCCCGCCCGUCAGUUCGAUAUUGCUCGUCAAGUUCAUGUUCAGCAGCACGGGGGUAUCAACAAAACUACCGCUACUAUUGCAGAGAAGUACCACUGGAGCCGUAUCAAAGAAACAGUCAGCGACGUGAUUCGCAGUUGUGUGGAGUGCAAAGAGCUAGGCAAGACACCUAAUCCUGGAGGCGCGAGAAAGGCAGCCUCAUCGAAUAAUCAUACGGGAGGGAGGAGAGGGGGUGCAAACACAGGUGACCACCAUGCGCAGCCGACGAGUCCUCCUCUUGCCCAAAUGUUACCACUGCAAGAGCACAGUAUGAUAACGACGAUUUCACACCAGAGUCCAGAUCACGAUCAUUCGCCAAGUCCCUAUGCUAACCCAGCGGAUAUCUCACUCAUUGCACCUCCUCAUGCUCUCCAAGGCAGCUCAAUGGAACAUGCGCUUCACUCACACAGUCCCAUGCUCCAAGAUCCUCCUACUGGCCACCACCCACAUGAUCACAAUGUAUACCAACCGAUCGACCCGCAGAUCAUCAACGAAGCUUCUCAUGACCUUGGCCCCUUUGAUCAAUAUCAUUCGCCCGCUGACUUCCAAGCAUUGCUCAAUGCGACUGAAGAUGUUGGUCCUGACGUUGUGGACAGAGAUUUGGAGAUGCUGAUAGAACAUCAAGACGAUGAUAAUGUGAUGGACGGGACGGAUGGUAUGGAUGGCAUAGACGUCGGUGUCGGUGUCGGUGUCGGUGUUGGUGCAGACAACCACGGGCUUGUACAUAAGGAAAGGGGUUUGUAUGAUGUUGGUUUUGAGGGAGCGGGCGGGUAG